Messenger RNA from Gymnodraco acuticeps, 1909 nucleotides. Its product is annotated as C-type lectin domain family 4 member G. The coding region runs from base 57 to 899 and encodes 280 amino acids. Lineage: Eukaryota; Metazoa; Chordata; Actinopteri; Perciformes; Bathydraconidae. The transcript is spliced from 7 exons. The record is from RefSeq and is a predicted model, not a curated record.
GUUUUCAGUCACACACUCAAUCUCAUUCUCUGAACGCUGAUCUUUGACUUUUAAGGAUGGAGGAAGAAAUCGAGUAUUCUACGGUUGUUUUUAGAGAUGUACGUGCAGCUCCAAAAGAAAGAAAAGAGGACCCAACUAUUUAUUCCGAAGUAAAACCUUCGGGGUCUGCUUCUACUGUACCAACAGAUGGUGAAGCAGCUGCAUGCUCUCACUCUCACUUGCUGGCGGUGUGUUUGGGGAUACUGUGUUUCCUCUUGGUGGCGAGCAUCAGUGCCAUCGUCUACCUCAGUGUGUUGAUGACAAAGCAGAAAUCAAACCUCAGCGUCCUCACAGCAGAAAAUGAGCAGCUGAUAACGGAGAGAAACCUUAGAGAGCGAGAGACGGAGCAGCUGAGCAGAGUCACUGACAACCUGAACUGGACGCUGUCAAUCAUCCUGAGGUUGGACACCUUCCGCGUUCACGACUACUGCCCAGAUAAAGAGUGUCAGCCGUGCCUGAAAGACUGGAUUCAGUUUAAGGAGAAGUGCUACCUGUUUUACAAUAAAAAGUCUCCUUGGAUGACAGCGCGAGAGAGCCACACGCAUUGCAGAAACAAAGCUGCAGAUCUGGUUGUUAUCGAUAGUCUGCAUGAACAGGAAUUCAUCAGUAAUCACACAAAGCAUUACUACGACAGGUUUCAUGGAUACUGGCUCGGGUUGAAUAAAAUGAAUAACAAAGACUGGGGUUGGAUUGAUGGACGUAAUGACACUCUAGGGUACUGGAUAGGGGAGAGCUUUGAGGAUGUAGGCCAGUGUGCACUGAUGAUCCCUGGGAGGAAUGUGACAGCCAGCUGGGAUCCAGCAGACUGUGGGAUGAAAAACAAAUUCAUCUGUGAGAGCGACGUCCUAGUUAAGGUCUAACUAGUUAAUGCUGUGAUGUGAGCAAGUAGCUUUUCAUGUUGUUGGCAGAACUGCAUUUUCCUAACUGUAGCAUACCAAUUUGGAAAGAUAAUGAUUUAGUAUGUAAGUGUUCAUCCUUCUGAAACCUGCACCACUGUUUCAAAAAGUGAGUAUGUUUCUAAAAUGUAUUUUAUUAGCUUUAAUGUUUGUGUAAACAGAUAUCUAUGUUGACUGUCUGAACGUGAAACUACUAAACCUAGAGAUCUUAAUGAUGACAAACCACAGUUCAAACCGGAGAGACGUGAUGUAAGAAUUACAUAUUUAUUGUUUACACGUCAUAUGAAUGAAAUGAUUGCCACGAUAAUACAACAGGAGAAUGUAAUGGUGUUUGGCGAUUAGGCCCCGGUCUGCAGGAUAAUCAUUCAGGAGGGAAAGAACCGCUCCGAUGAAAUCCCCGGGGUCUAGACACUGGUGGUGGUGAUGAGUAGGUGAGACCGGUCUGAAGGAGGAAGGUUUAGCUUUGUCCUGAAGGAGACGGGAGGCGAGAGGGGUGGAGGCGGGUUGCGUGUAGUCACCUGAAAUGACAACUGACAGGGAGGAAGAGCAGGCAUUUAAGGAAUUUCGCAUGUGCAGCGAUUGGCUGCUGAGGGGUGACGCCCUCGUAUUUAAUGAGGGGGGAAGGGAGCCAUAGAGUGACGUGUAAGUGACUUGUGUUAGAUCUUCCUUAUUGAACUUGCGCUAAAGCUUUCAUUUGUAGACUCUCAAAGGAGACAUCAAAGCCUGUAUGUACUAUCUUAACUCAGAAGGAUAAGGUGGUUGGAACAUGUGAAGUGUUGCCUCCAAUGAUCUGAAACACAAACUCCUUUAAACUUUCCGCAACGUCUUCACCAAAUGAAAGCUUUUGCAACUCAUGUUUGUUCCUGCGGUCGUCUUGCACUCACACGUUUCUGGUGUUACAUACAUGUCCCAACAGUUGUGUUUUUUUUUUUACAUUGUUGUAUAUUUUGGUAUUAAAGUUUGUUUUGUUACUU